Molecule: messenger RNA, 10257 nt
Organism: Boleophthalmus pectinirostris (great blue-spotted mudskipper)
Lineage: Eukaryota; Metazoa; Chordata; Actinopteri; Gobiiformes; Gobiidae
Product: ribonuclease ZC3H12A-like
Cellular component (GO): nucleus; cytoplasmic ribonucleoprotein granule
Molecular function (GO): RNA endonuclease activity; metal ion binding; mRNA binding
Source: RefSeq, a predicted model, not a curated record
GAAGAGGACUAACUCCCCCCGGGCUCCUCCGCGGCUCUUUGGGACUUGGAUCUACGGAAAUUGAGCGAAACCUGGGAUUCUACGGCUUUGUUUGACACUUUUUACGCGGAGUUUGGCGCGUUCGGCUCGCGGUUUCCGGACGGGGGGGCGUGACUGAUGGAGUGAAGCCCGGAGAAGUGGAGCGGACCCCGGCUGCGUCUUCGUCUCGAGCCCGUGUCUGAGCCCUGAGCCCUGAGCCUGAGCCCAGCAUCAGAGGCUGGUCCUGGUCCUGGUCCUGGUCCUGGUCCCGGUCCUGGUCCCCACAGCGGCCCUGGGGUCAGAGCUGUAACAGCUGGAGCCUGGAUGAGUGAGAGGUCUGAUGGGCCUGAAGGACCAGGGGGAUGGGACAGGCCACAUCCUGGAGCUGGAGUAUCUGCACGUGCCCGGGACCCAGAGAGCACCUCAGGGAGAACCCGGAGAGCCCAGCAGAGCACCCGAUGGAGCACCCAGCGGAGCACCCAGCGGAGCACCCCAGAGACCAGCCACACCCAAGGGAGCGGCGGGGGCGAGUGCAGGAACAGAGGAGGAGGUGUGUGUUGCUUUCACCUUCAGUGACAGUGAGGACGACCCAGGCUCCUCCUCCGACCCCUCUGACCCCUCCUCUGACCCGCCCUCUGACCAGCGCUCCCAGGUGGACUUCGCUCUUAAGCUGGGGUACCCGGAGGAGCAGGUGCGGCAGGUGCUCAGGAAGCUGGGGCCCGGCGCUCUCACCAACGACAUCCUGGGCGAGCUGGUGAAGUUCGGGACCAAGUCGGAGUCCCCGGCCCUGGCGGGGGGGUCGGCCGCGGCCCUGUCGCCCCUGCACCCCCGCCGCUCGCCCUGCCCCGCCCAGUGGACAGAAGACAAGGACAACCUGCGGCCCGUGGUGAUAGACGGCAGUAACGUGGCCAUGAGUCAUGGAAACAAGGAAGUGUUCUCGUGCCAGGGCAUCCAGCUGGCGGUGGAUUGGUUCCUGGAGCGAGGUCACCGUGACAUCACAGUUUUUGUUCCCGCCUGGAGGAAAGAGCAGUCCCGGCCUGACGCGCCCAUCUCCGAGCAGGAGACCCUGCGGCGCCUGGAGAAGCAGAAGAUCCUGGUGUUCACCCCGUCCCGGCGGGUGCAGGGCAGGCGCGUGGUCUGCUACGACGACCGCUUCAUCGUCAAACUGGCGCACGAGUCCGACGGCAUCAUCGUCUCCAACGACAACUACCGCGACCUGGCCAACGAGAAGCCGGAGUGGAAGAGGUUCAUAGAGGAUCGACUACUCAUGUACUCGUUCGUCAACGACAAGUUCAUGCCUCCAGACGAUCCUCUGGGGCGUCAUGGGCCCAGCCUGGACAACUUCCUCAGGAAAAGACCCGUCAUCCCAGAAAACCGGAGGCAGCCGUGUCCUUACGGGAAGAAGUGCACGUACGGGCACAAGUGUAAGUUCUACCACCCGGAGAGGGGCGCCCAGCCGCAGCGGGCAGUGGCAGACGAGCUCCGGGCCAGUGCCAGAGCCUCCAGUGUCUCCAGAGGCUUUGUGGACGACACCAUCUCAGGGACAAGCCAAAGUGUGCAGGAGGAGGAGGGACCGGAGCCCUGGCAGAGCACCCCAAAGAAGCAGUCGUGCUCCAGCCUGACAGGGUCCCUCACAGACCUGUGCGACGAGCGCAGGAAGCUCCACUCGCGCAGAGGCAGCAGCAGCAGCAGUAGCAGCAGCAGUGGGUGCAGUAGUUUCUUGGGGUACCCUGCACCCCCGUCUCCUGGGAGUCUGGACAGAUGGGACCUGAUGGGCAGUGGCAGUAACAGUGAGGGCCUGAAGUCUGUGAGGGACUCCAGAUGUGAGUCUCCUGAAGUGGGCUACAGCUCUAUGGUCAAGGCUUACUCUGGCCUGAGCCUGGAGUUUCCAGACUGUUCAGAUCAGUUUUCCACAGCCCCAGAGCUCAGACCAGAGUCUCUGUUUUCAGACUGCAGCAGUGACGGCAGCUCCAACAUCUUCUCCCCUGAUCUUUCCUCAGACUGUGGCCCGAGGGUUCUUCCUGUGCCCAGGCGUUACCCCUGUGCUCCCGCACACACGGGCAGGGCUAAAGAGCACACUGCACCCGUCUAUUCUCAGGACAUGCCAAAACAGUACAGCUUAGAAACAAAUUUCAGUCUGGAAGAAUCUACCUCCUUUCAAACAGGAAGUGCAGGGCACAGACUGCACAGUCCUCAGGGUUUGUCUCUGGACAGCAGCAGCUCCUCUGUGAGUCACAGGUCGCUCUUGUCCAUCGCUAAAGCUCCACACAGGUACCACUCCGGCUUCACACUCCACAGCAGCUUUGAAGAGCUCUCCUCUGCUUUUCCUUCUCAGACAAAUCGCCUGGAUCCUGCAGUUAGUCCAGUCUCCUCUCGACGCCAACAGGGCAGGUUUGUCUUUGAAGACUCUUCCUCUCCUCCUGUCUCUUUUAGCGACCGCCUCGGCCUGAACCGCCACAGUCCUCAGACGUACCAUCAGCAGAAAUUCGAGUGCUUUGAGGAGCUUCCACCUUCUCUGGACCUUCAUGCUUCUCAUCUUCUGCACCGCCCUGAUCUCCACCAGCCCUCUCCACAGUACCCCCCGGGCGGACCACGCGACUUUGAGUCCAACCACGGCUACCCCAGCCCUCCCCCUCCUCACCACGGCUUCAUGCCCCGCGCCCACUCCUACACGUCGCCUAAAGGGUUUCCAGGCGACUUCCACAGUGUCCCACCAAAGACGCCGCACAUGUCCUUGCCGCUCCCGCACCAGCUGAGCCCGCACCAGGCCUACAGCCGGAGACCUCAGCCCUGGGAGAAGGUUUCUGCUCCGGACUGUGGCUCGUAUAACUCCCCCCUGCCCGGCGCGAGGUUCAGCCCCAGGGAUCCACCUCAGGCCGCCUGGGACCCGGCGCCGCCGUACAAACCCUACCACCUCUUUGGCAAGAACCUGGAGGAGACGUGGAGCUCGGCGUGGGGGGGGCCGUCCUCUCCUCAGGGGCCCCCGAAGCCCCCGGAGCCGCUGGGCCAGUACCGUGACGUGAGAGAGAAGCUGUUCUUGAACCUGUGCGGGAUUUUUCCUGCCGAUCUGGUCCGCCUCGCCAUGGCGACCAACCCGCACAUGUCGGACGCCCAGGAGCUCGCAGCGGCCAUUUUGUUGGCCAAAUCGCAGUGCCUCACUUAAGGAAAGUCUCUACCUCUCGAAAUGGAGGGAACGAGGAGCACGAAUGUGAAAGCCAUUGCUGUACUAAAGAUAAAGAAGAUGUUUUAAAGGGAAACCAGAGAAAACGGCGGUGAUGGGCGGCGCUCACGUCACAUCACAAUAUUCCAGCGUCCCUAUUGGACUGUUACGUGUGAUGUCACUUCCGGGUCCAAAACGCAUCAGAUGAUUGAAAAUAUUUAACGUGUUUACAGUUUUUUUUAUUAUUAUUUUUAAAAGCGGCGUUAAAAAGGAUAGUUUCACUGUAACAAGUUUUUUUUUAAUGUGACAGAAAUUGUAAAAAGCUCAAAUAAGUUUGCAGUGACGAGAAGUAAAAUAUUAUUAAUAUGUUAUUUUAUGUUAGAUUAUUAAAUUAUUACAUUAUUUAUUUUUCCUGUUACAGUUUUGAAAGGAAACUCUCUUAUUUGACAAAACAAAAACAAAGGUAGAAAUCUGCUGUGAGGUUUUUGGUUGGACCCGGACUUGACAUCAGCACUUUAAACCCUGAACUGGAGACAGACAGGUGAGACAGGUGAGACAGGUGAGACAGGUGAGACAGGUGAGACAGGUGAGCGUGUCAGGUGGAGUUUUUUGUGUGUGUCAGGUGCAGAUGUGUGACCUGGUUCAUGGUUCAUGUCUCUGCUAAAAGGACUUAACGUCAUAAGAUGAAUAUGUUUAGUAACGUUUAGUUUGUGGACCCAGUCCUUAAAGCUUCCCUGUGUAACUUUUCUGGUGGAGUGACCUGGACUUGUCUCUAUGGAGAUUUUAUUGCGUUGCGUAGAAUGUUUAACAGUAUGGCCACAGACUUCAUGGAAACGAGCAGUUGAUGCCACCACACCAAGUUUCUUCUGCAAUAAAAUCACCUGAAUUUGAAUAAAAGUUAAACAGAUAUAAGUGGUGUAGUGAGGAUUUUUUAAGUGUGGGAACAAGAUUUCUGACGUCAUCGAGGACUAAACCAGGUCCAAACCAGGUCUAAAAUGGGUUUAAACCAGGACUAAAUUAGGACUGAACCAGGUCUACACCAGAUCUACACCAGGAAUAAUCCAAGACUGAACCAGGACUAAACUAGGACUAAACCAGGACUAGACCAGGUCAGGACCAAGAUUAAACCAAGAUUAAAAGAGGUCUAAACCAGGACUGAACCAGGUUUAAACCAGUAUUAAACUAAAACUGAACCAAGACUAAACUAGGACUGAACAAGGUCCAAACCAGGACUGAACCAGGUCUAAACCAGAACUGAACCAGGUUUAAACCAGGACUAAACUAGGACUGAGCCAGGACUACACCCCUGGAUUUAAUGCCAUACUGUGAAACAUUCCAGACACAGAAAUACUCUCAGUGAAGAGAAAAGUUACACAGCUUCACCUUUUAACAAAGUUUCUAUUUUGGAGAUUUAUUUCAAAAAUAGUGAGAGUUAAACACGUCUGUUCAUUGUUCAUGUCUAGUACCGACUAGACUCAAGAACUCGCUGCAUUACAACAAAAAUCUGGGUCCUAACAAUAUAAAUUUUCACCGCCUCCACCUGUAUUUGAUAUUUGUGUACAGAAUGUUGUGAUGUGACCUGGAGCUCGGCCUUUCUCUGCUCCAGCACUUCAGACCAGGAAACCAUAAAGUUAAAUUAUAUUCUAAGUUUCUCUCGUGAAUGAAGAGAAGACGUGCUUAGGGCGUGCAUCAGGUAUAAAUCUUUUACGUUUAAUUUAUUUAAGUUAUUUCAUAGGUUUUUUUAUUUUUGUAUUUUGCACUUUUGGUUCUUUUUGGUCAAUCAAGCCGCCAACACGGAGGGUUUUUGUUGGUCCGGGCAGAAAUUCCGAAACAUCAGUUAAAUGAAGGAAUCAUUUAUGAUUUAUUUUAUGUUUUUACGAUGUCGUUUUAUUUUGUGAAUGUGUAUUUUAAGUGAGACACAGGGUUUUGUUUCGUUUUAUUUUGAAAAGCUGCACAUGUGCGUGGAUCCGCGGCAGCGAUUUCAAAGCAUUUCGACGAGUGAACGAACUUAAAGACGGGGUAUUGUGCUAAAUUUAUUUGUUAUAACUUCACCGAAAACCUGCCUGAAGCGGGUUUAUGCGUCAUCCAUGCAUGUCUGAGUAAUCUAGCGAUCUCUCGUAGGCCCGGUUCAAACCCUCCUUAGACAAAUCUCCGUAAAUAUACAAAAAUAUGACACAAAACUGUACACUACGACUUCACAAACCUGACGCGAUGAGCAGGAGUUUCAUUACGAUGAUGGCGCUCUGAAGGGGGUAGACUUAGCGCAGGGAGCAAAAAGAGGGGAGAUUCGAGAGCUCAUAAAACAUGUGAAUAUGUCGUUUUGGGCGACUACAACAUUUUCAAAACAAAAAAAGGAACAUGGCGAUUUAAAUAUGUGAAGUGUUAAACAGAGUCACAUACCUCGUCUUUAAUAAACCACAGAGGUGUAAGAGUUUGGAAUAAGAAAGUUUUCAGAAAUAUUCGUGUGCAUACGAUUGAAAUCGAUGCUUAUUUGUCUGUAGUUGAGCAUAAAAUAAAUAUUCGUAAACUCUCGAAUGAGUCCAGUCGUACAUAAAAAGCGUUGUGUGUAUUUUAUCCGUCAGAAUACGAAUUGAAAAGUUACGAUGUCAAGAAUUAAGAUCACGAAAUGAAAAUUUACGAUGACGCUUUCUUCAGUACGAACACGAAUUCAGAGACGCGACUUGACUGUUAAAAAUACGUCAUCACUUCACAGGUAGAAGAAACGUCGAUCGAGAUGCAGGACUAGAUUGAACCAGGCCUGAUUCAUCAGACGGUUUCACUUCGUAGAAAGUGAAACGAUUAAUUCGCUGAACGGUCGGCAGGUACUUUUUAUCAUUUAACCAAUCGGUGCCGUUUGGUCGUGACGUAUGUAAAAAUGGGGAUAACUGGUAGAUUAAGCUUUUCCCAAAUCCUGUAGGAAGAAGAACAAUAACGUCUUUCUCCUUGAUAAAAUUCACCAAACAUUCUCUUUGUUCCGGCUUUAAGUCUUCGAUCUCGGGAAUCGUUGCCAACACAGAAUGUCUGUCGCUUCUCUUGGCUGGUGCCCAAACUCACACAUCCGGGGUUUUUGAGAACCGUCUAGUGCAGGGGUGGGCAAACUUUCUGACUCGUGGGCCACAAAUGGUUCUAAAAUUUGACAGGAGGGCCGGACCAGGAGCCGAUGGAUCCUCAUCAGAGAAAAAAAUAACGUGGGAUGUGUAGAAAACAUGUCCCAUGUUACUGAAAUAACCUAUAACUGAAAAUCAUUACAACAAAAUAUCUGUCUUUCAAGUCCCACGGUGUUUACGUUUUAUAGAAAUUUCUUUUAAAACACUGAAAAUUAUUAUUAUUAUUAUUCAAGUAUUAUUCUAUAUAUUAUUAUAUAGUAUUAUUCAAGGCUGUAUUAAAACGGGCCGCAGUUUGCCCACCCCUGGUCUAGUGUAUUCUGAUUCCUGACUGAGUCGCUGGAGAGAAAUGAAAUUGAACGGAGGCACUAGGUGGCACCAGCCUGACUAGACUGAACCAGGACUGAACCAGUACUAAUCUUGGACUUGAGAGACGGGGAGAACCUAGAGCCUGGGGAGCAGAGUGUCCACAAAACGCGAUUGGGCGAUGGCUGCGCUUUGCUCCGUGGGGCGUGAAGCUCUGCACCGGUCCUUUCACCUGCAGUCACCUGACAGUCUACACGGGCGCAGCUCCGGACCCAUCCAGACACUCAGUCCUGGAUCAGUCUAGUCAGGCACCACCUAGUGCCUCUGCUCGAUUUAAUUUCUCUCCAGUGACUAGAUCAGGAAUCAGAAUACACUCGAUGGUUCGCAAAAACUCCAGCCAAUCAGUGAAGAGUCAGACAUUCUGUGUUGUCAACGAUUCCCCAGAUCGAGGAUUUAAAGCCAGAACAAAGAAAAUGUUUGGUGAAUUUUAUCUCGGGGAAAGACGUUAUUGUUGUUCUUCCUACAGGAUUUAGAGCAUUACAAACGUCACGACCAAACAGCAGCGAUUGGUUAAAUAAAAAAAGUACCCGCCUACUGUUGAGAGAACGAAUCCUAAUGCUGCGAGGUCACACGGUUUACACCAAAGUGAAACCGGCUCAUGAAUCAGACUAGGUUCAGUCUGUGUGUGGCACAAAAGUCCUGCAUCUUGAUCGAUGUUUCUUUUGUCUGUGAAGUGAUGUUGUUUUUGACAGUCGAGUCGCGUCUGUGAAUUCGUGUUCGUGCUGAAGAAAGCUUAACCAUUUUGUUUCAUUUCAUUUGGUGACUGCAAUUCUUUACGUUGUAACUUUUCAAUUUGUAUUCUGACGGAUAAAAUACACACAGCACAUUUCACGUACGACUGGACUCAUUCCAGAAUUUACGAAUAUUUAUUUUAUGCUCAACUACAGACAAAUCUGCACAUGAAUAUUUCUGAAACCUUUCUUAGUCCAUAUAAUACCACCUCUUUAAGCAGAAUGUUUAUACAUGGUGGGACUUUGAAGAUAAAAAUGAUGGAAUGUUGUUUAAACGUCUGUAAUUUCUUAAAUACUUUUAGUGAAUCUGUAUCAAAUGUUUGACAGUAAAACCGAAGGCACUUGGAGCCAAUUCUCUGAACAGUUUGAAUAUUUGUAGUAUUCACACGUCGUCGCCGUGAGGCCGAGUCCACAAACCCUUGGUUCUUGUUGAUACAAAUUGUAUCUUAUUAACAUUUGUAUGAAAUUAUUUUUAUGAGAAUAUUUAAUGUGAACUUUAUUUAUCUUAGUGAACUUUUCUAAUGAGGUGUUUUCCUUAAAGGUCCUACAUUACAAAACUAACUCGUGUGAGCUUUAAGUCGUGUUCUAAUGUUGUUUCCUCGUCAUAAACAGACCUGGAGUUGGGUUUUAUUUCAUUCACAUCUUUAUUACCGUAUUUUCCACACUAUAGGACGCACUUAAAAGUCUUUAAUUUCAUCGGAAAACGACUGCGAGCUUUAUAAUCCAGAGCGUUUUAUAUAUGAAUUUAUUGUUGUGUCUUAGUACGACUUUAGUAAAGUACAAAGCCGCUCCACAGCGUCAUGGCUCCCGUCGUCAGGAGCAUCAGGAGUAAAACAAACUGAUUCGUUUUAAUAUCAAAAUGCACCUGUCAAGAGGCACGCUCACAAUGCCCACUUUAAACUCAAGGCUGUUGUAAAGUGAAAGUGCGUUUAGCUGCGUGGGAGCAGUGGAUGAGAGAAGGAGAACACACAUUCACCAAGACAGAGAGACAGAGAGACAGCGCCGAGAGCGACUUACGCCACGAUCUGCCGACGGAUCGUGGACGCCCGUGCGAAGGAUCAGGAUCAACUGUGGUCCGAACUUUCACCAAGACCUGAAUCAUCACUGAACUGAACUCCAGGGAACAGAAACCACACUAACUCGGAUAAUGACGAAAGGGAUGUGGACGUGUGGACACCGGAAUCACCCAACUGUUUCAACUAUUAUGACUUACUGUGAAUACACAAACAAUUUAUAACAAUAACAAUUUAGCAUCUCAGACAGUUUUUAAUGCGUUACAAUUGAACAAAGUUGAGAGUUAUUGUGAACGCAUUAAAUAAAGUUUGGCUACGUUCAGACUGCAGGGCUUAACUCUCAAUUCAGAUUUUUUUGGUGAAAUCCGAUGUUUUUUCGAGGUCGUUCACAUUUCCAGUUAAAUGUGACUUGUAUGUGACUCCAGUGUGAACAUUAAACGGCCCAAAAGUGUCCCACAUGUGACACUGGAGACACGACGACGUCAACCGCAGCGAGCGUCUCUGUGUUUACAGAAGUUGUCCAAACAUGGACGCAGCAUCGAGCACCUGGAGAUUUUAAAGUUCCUCUCGUACCGGAGCCAGAACAUGAACAACUUACUUGUUUUAAGGAGGAGAUUGAGAAGGAGAAGGACGAGGUUUUUGGUGGUGGUGUUUUUGUGGUGAGUGGAGAUGUGCUUCACUUCAGUCACAUGGAGUUCAUUAACAAUUUUCGUCUACUUCAGCGCAGAAUAGUGACGUUUGUGUCUUGUUGAUAACGUGUAGGUGGAUGAAGGUGACCUGACCGUUCACACUGAAGUCACAUGUCAAAAGAUCAGAUAUGUAUCGGUUUCAGGAGCACAUAUCCAAGUGUCCUGGGUCACAUUUGAAAAAAUCGGAUCUGUGCCGUUCAGUCUGACAUUAAAAGAUCAGAUGCAGGAACAUAGAGGCCAAAAAAUUGAAUUUGGGUCACUUCAGGUGCAGUGUGAACGCAGCCUUUGACUAACUUAUCUAACUGUUCUGUUUCGUUUAAUGCGCCUUAUAGUCUGGUGCAGUUUAUAUGUGAAAAAAGAUCAAAAAUAGACGAUUCAAUGACAGUGCGCCUUAUAGUGCAGAAAAUAUGGUAAUAGUCUGUCUACAUCUCCAAAGCUCAAAACGCUCUGUUCCACCUUGUGAUGUCAUGAAGCGGUAGUUUUCAAGUGAACAUCUCCUUUUUCCUUUAGUUCUGUAGAGAUCGGCGAUUCCAGGUCUGAAAUGAUCCAAACGAUUCUGGUGAAGGUUUGUGGAGUUAAAAAAUCUAUGUUUCAGUGUUUUCAGGGUUUCAGGGAAUGUAUGAAUGAAACAAAACACAACUCCACGUCUGUUUGCGAGGAGGAAACGACAUUUGGACCGAUCAGAAAACAGAGUAAUAUGGGUCCUUUAAAUGAACGGGGCUUUUCUUGUGAGAAUUAUAACUGGUUUAUCUGAACGUCCUGUGCCUGAGCUUUACAACACGCUGCCUCAUGAGAGAAGUCUGUCCUUUAUUUAUGGGCAAAAUGUAUUUUUCUAGAUUUCUAUACCGAGUUGUGUCAGAUGGGCUGUUUAAUGCGCUUUGUGAAGACUUGAAUGAACCGUGACCAAACCUGCUGUAGUGUUCAGACGGAAACGUGCUUUAACUCCGGACGGACGCGCCUCCUCCUCCACCCGGGGCCACAGAGACGUCUGGACAUGUAGUUUCUGAAAACCUGUGUUCUUCAAAAAAUUGCACAUUUUUAAUAAACUGCAAAAAAAAAAAAAAGCUUCUGGUUUGUACAGUUUUGUGUGUUUUUUAAUACCUGAUCUUAUCCACAUAUUGAGAUACUGUAAGUCAACUUUUUUCUAAUUCAGGUGAUUUUAUUGCAGAAGAAAGU